Molecule: messenger RNA, 1184 nt
Organism: Penaeus vannamei (Pacific white shrimp)
Lineage: Eukaryota; Metazoa; Arthropoda; Malacostraca; Decapoda; Penaeidae
Product: oplophorus-luciferin 2-monooxygenase non-catalytic subunit
Molecular function (GO): protein binding
Source: RefSeq, a predicted model, not a curated record
CUCAAGCUUCACUUUGCGCAGAGAUGUGGUCGAGCUCCCUCUUCACUAAAAUCGCUCUGCUGAUUGGUGUUGCUUCCUGUGAUAUUACGAUAAAGUCGCCAGCAAGUGCUAAUAAUACUGUAGUUUCGAACGUAUCGCCCUGUCCAGAAGGCAAAGACAUAUGGCCGUGUAUUUGCUUCGAAAAGGAUGACCUGUGGGCCGACAUCAGUUGCCAAGACGUAAAUAAAGAAGACCUUUAUACGAUCUUUGGUGCUGACUUCCCCGAUCCCGAACUCAAUGCCAUCCGCGUGGAGAGGAACUUGGAACUCACGACCUUGCCCGAAGACGUUUUCGAGAACGUCACCUUCCGAGCGCUGGUCUUUCGCGAAGGAAUCCUCGAGGACGUGAAGGCAGGAGGCUUCAACGGCGGCUUCAGCACAGCGCUCUCUCUCGACUUCACCUCGAACCGAAUCACGAGUUUCCCCUUCGGUUCCCUCCAGAACUUUGCCGCUUUGACUGAACUGUUGCUGGGGAAUAACUCCAUCGCCGGCUUCCCCUCGAUGAAGUCCGCGACGUUGCAGGUCCUCUCGCUGGCGCACAACCCUCUGAAGGCUCUUCCUUCGUGGGCUUUCGUGCAUCUGCCGGCGCUCGUGUCGCUGGACCUCGACCAUACCGGCCUCACUGUGCUGCAGCCGGGCACGUUCGCCAGUCUCAAGUCACUCGCCUACGUGUUCCUCGCCGGCAACCAACUGACACACGUCGGCGCUGACUCUCUCGCCUUUGUCAGCACCGCCCUGAAAGUCGUCAGCUUGAGUCACAACGCCAUCAAAAGCGUCGACGGUAUAUCAGGAUUAGGAACUGAGACUGGUGUGUUCCUCGACAGCAACAACUUGUCCGAAAUGCCUGAGAUGAUCUGGCGACCCUGGCUAGAGAGAGGAGUCAAGGUCUGGGUGUUAGGUAAUUGUCAGAGUACCCGUAGCAACGUGAUGGCUGAACAGCAGACCGAAUUUCCAGAUAACCCUUUGGCCUCCUGUUGUGAACUUACCUGGGCUCUUCGUAAUGAAACUUUACGUAGCCUCUUGAUAACUGAUGAAAUUUGCAUAGAUGAGGCGGUGAACCUCAGCCUCAUUCAGAAUGGAUAUUGUGAAUGAGCCUGGCAGUGAGUGCUGACAAUAAUGCUCGAAAUAGUUUAUAAUAUAAUAAUG